AUGUCUAACAGAUUGGAAAGUAGCAUGCAGAAGGAGCACUCUCAUAUGACAGGAGACGAUCGCUUAGCCUUCUUAUACGGAAGAUGCUAUUCGACGUUGGCGAUCAAGAAAAGCCUACCAGUAGAUACAGCCCCUGCAGAAUCUCUCAGAGACUGGGCUUUCACAUUGAUCGAAAGCGACGCACAAGACAUCGCAUAUCGGAUAGUAUUGCACAGAUACUACACCAUGGCUCUCUUUCAUAGGUGUAGCAGAGCCUCUGCACCGUCUACAAGUGGAUUUCUCGCCAUGAACAACAAUGGGGACUGCCAUAACAGACGACCUGGAAAUUCUCUGUACAACUCGGAGGCUGAUAUGGCUAAAAGAAUAUUGAAAGAGGUUGCGCCAGGUUUUGAGCCAGAAUCUCCGGUAUACAAACACAAAUUUGAUCACAUCCAGUCACGUCGGAUUCGCGGCAAGGGGUAUCACACAUUGUCCACCCACUCCGGUCCAGGAAUACUUGCUUUGAUACCCUCCACGGAUCAACUCGGUCAGAACCGGAUAGGCUUAUCCGAAAACGGGUAAGUCAAGCAAGGAAUAACGGUAGCAUGUCUUAUCAAUAGGAGAGUGGUGAGAUUUUCAGUCAUCCAGAAGAUCUCUGCAAUCUUAAGAAGCGUGUUUGGUCCAUCGCCAUGCCUCCCUCCUCCUACAUGAUAUUCUUCGCUCCGGAGUUCUGGCUAUGCGCAGGCAUGAAAAGGAAUAACAAUGCAGGAACCGUAGAGAUACCAUAAUUUUGAGCAUCGUUUACAAUGACUCAGGCUUGAGGUUCAAGCACCAUCGUCUGCUAUUAGCAGACUUUUUUCGUUACGUGAUAGAA
Messenger RNA from Aspergillus welwitschiae, 853 nucleotides. RefSeq lists its product as uncharacterized. The transcript is spliced from 3 exons. Bases 1 to 561 code for a protein of 186 amino acids. Lineage: Eukaryota; Fungi; Ascomycota; Eurotiomycetes; Eurotiales; Aspergillaceae. The record is from RefSeq and is a predicted model, not a curated record.